Molecule: messenger RNA, 1359 nt
Organism: Cyphellophora europaea CBS 101466
Lineage: Eukaryota; Fungi; Ascomycota; Eurotiomycetes; Chaetothyriales; Cyphellophoraceae
Exons: 1
Coding region: 1-1359 (452 amino acids)
Molecular function (GO): metalloaminopeptidase activity; manganese ion binding
Source: RefSeq, a predicted model, not a curated record
AUGUCCCUCACCGACACGACGCUGAAAGAGAAAUACCCCGCGAAAGCCCACUGCCAGCGAGUCGCGAAAUAUCUGACUGACCGCGGACUUCCCAGCGAUGCCGUUAUCUAUCUCGAGGCGCAGAAGACGCGCAUGGUAGAGGAUGACGACCAAGCCGAUCAUUUCCGACAGCGUCGAUACUUCUUCUAUCUGUCUGGAUGCAAAGUACCAGAUGCCUACCUCGUCUAUAAUAUUCCACAAAACAUAUUGACGCUAUUCAUCCCGCCAAUUGAUCCCGAAUCCGUCAUCUGGGCUGGUCUACCUGAGUCUAAAGAGGAGGCACUAGCAAAGUAUGAUGUGGAUGAUGUGCUCUACACGAAUGAAGUCAACGCCGCCCUCGCGGCCUACGGGCCCAGGAAAACAACCUCUGUCUACGCGAUCCCAGAGCAAGUCUCCGAGCAUAUUACUUUCCUCCCGUUCGUCGGAACCGAGCUGUCGUCUCUCAGAGAAGCCAUUGACGAGUGUCGAGUGAUUAAAGACACGUACGAGGUUGCUCUCAUCCGAAAAGCCAACGAGAUCUCGACCCUGGCCCACAUCGAGGCACAGAAAGCGGCCAGCACGGCCACUAAUGAAGAGCAGUUAUAUGGCGCGUUCAUCGGCACUUGCAUCUCAAACGGGGCUCAUGAGCAGGCAUAUCAUUCCAUAUGCGCCACUGGCCAUUCAUGUGCCACGCUACACUACAUCCGCAACGAUCAGCCCCUUCGCAAUCGCCUGAAUGUUCUCCUCGAUGCAGGCGCCGAGUAUGAUUGCUACUGCGCCGACAUCACCCGCACAUUCCCACUCUCUGGUACCUUCACACCGGAAUCGCAAACUAUCUACGACCUUGUAAAGGAAAUGCAAGAGUCAUGCUUCGACAUGUUGUAUGCAGGCAUGAACUGGGAAGAUGUGCACGAGAACGCGCACAAAGUGGCCAUCAAGGGCCUGCUCAAAGCCGGCAUCUUGAAAGGAAGCGAGCAGGAGCUGCUUGAGAAGCGUAUCUCGACCGCAUUCUUCCCGCACGGUCUCGGCCACUACCUCGGCAUGGACACCCACGACACUGGCGGACACGCCAACUACGAGGAUCCAGAUCCCAUGUUCAAGUAUUUGAGAGUCAGAGGCCAAGUACCGGCCGGGGCAGUCAUCACGGUAGAGCCGGGCAUCUAUUUCUGCCGCUUCAUCAUCGAACCCGUGCUUGAAGAUCCGGAGCGGGCCAAGUACAUUGUCAAGGAAGCGCUGGACAAAUACUGGGAUGUUGGCGGCGUCCGAAUCGAAGACGAUGUAUUGAUCAAGGACGAGAAAGAGGGUGGCUGGGAAAACCUCACAGAUACGCCCAAGCUAUGA